Hibiscus syriacus is the source of this 1936-nucleotide messenger RNA. Its product is annotated as F-box protein SKIP2-like. Gene Ontology annotation, molecular function: protein binding. Lineage: Eukaryota; Viridiplantae; Streptophyta; Magnoliopsida; Malvales; Malvaceae. The record is from RefSeq and is a predicted model, not a curated record. Gene Ontology annotation, biological process: SCF-dependent proteasomal ubiquitin-dependent protein catabolic process. Gene Ontology annotation, cellular component: SCF ubiquitin ligase complex.
GAACCCUACGUUUCAACCCUUUUGUUUUUCUGCCUUAUAAUUUCCCAUCUGAAUCAACAUUUUCCCCAAACCUAAUCUUUCUUCUUCUUUUCUCUGAGAAAACGGUCCAAAGAGAAGAGUCUAAUCCGAGGUGCUGUUUGUACCGGUGGCGCGUAUACUGCACCCGCUGCAAUGGGCCAAUCUCCUUCCGCUGCUUUAGAUAGGGAGAACUCCUUCAGCGAUCGAUUCGGCUUUUCCACUUCUAGUUUUGUUUCCAGCGAUGGAUUUUCCGAUGAGUUUGUGGAGAAUCGGGAUUACACAGCUGAGAUUCCCGAUGACUGUUUAGCUUAUGCUUUUCAAUUCCUCGGUCCCGGAGAUCGGAACCGUUGUUCGCUCGUCUGUAAGCGGUGGCUUCGCGUUGACGGUUGGAGCCGCCACCGAUUGUCUCUCAACGCCCAAUCUGAGAUCGUCGCUUCUUUGUCUUCUCUCUUCACGCGCUUCGAUUCCGUAACGAAACUCAGUCUGCGUUGUAGCCGUAAAUCUAUCAGCUUAAACGAUGACGCUUUGGUGAUGAUCUCAAUCCGUUGCCGAAACCUUGAACGGUUAAAGCUGCGCGGUUGUCGUGAAAUCAGCGACGAAGGGAUGUUGGCUUUUGCUCAAAAUUCUAAGAAUCUGAGGAAGAUUUCUUGCAGUUCUUGUAUGUUCGGCGCCAGAGGCUUGAACGCCGUCCUUGAUUAUUGCACGAAUUUAGAAGAGUUAUCGGUGAAAAGGCUCAGAGGGAUCAACGAUGGAGCUGAGGCUAUCGGGCCGGGAGCGGCGGCUUCUUCACUGAAAACGAUUUGCUUGAAAGAGCUCGUUAACGGUCAGUCCUUUGAACCGCUUGUUGUUGGAGCUAAAAACCUUAAAGCUUUGAAAAUUAUUCAUUGUUUGGGUGAUUGGGACAGAAUCCUUCAAUUAAUUGGGAAUCAAAAUCGAUACAAAAAGGAAAAUUUAGAUCCUAGUAACUAUGAUAGCAACGGUAACAGUGAUCAGUUGAUGGAAAUUCACCUUGAGAGGCUUCAAGUAAGUGAUAUAGGCCUAUCUGCUAUUUCCAAAUGUACCAGAAUUGAGAGUUUGCAUAUUGUGAAAACCCCAGAUUGUUCGAAUUAUGGGCUUGUUUGUGUAGCUGAACACUGUAAGUUGUUAAAGAAGCUUCAUGUUGAUGGGUGGAGGACUAAUAGGAUUGGAGAUGAGGGUUUGGCUGCUGUUGCCAAACAUUGUCCUAAUUUAGAAGAACUCGUUUUGAUUGGUGUCAAUGCUACUUAUUUGAGCUUGGAAGCCAUUGCUUCUAAUUGCUCAAAACUCGAAAGAUUAGCUCUUUGCGGAAGUGGGAGUAUUGGUAAUACAGAGAUUGCAUGCAUUGCAGCAAAAUGUAUGGCCUUGAAGAAACUUUGCAUCAAGGGGUGUCCUAUUUCGGACAUCGCCAUUGAAGCAUUGGGUUCUGGUUGUCCCAGUUUGGUGAAAAUUAAGUUGAGGAAAUGUAAAGGAGUGAGUUGCGAGGCCGGUGAAUGGUUGCGCGAACAAAGGGGAUCUCUAGUGAUCAAUAUGGAUGCUUGUGAGAUAGAUGGUGGUUUCGAGGCUAGUGUCACCAAUGGUGGAAUUCCUGAAGCCGGGCCGGAUUACCCACAGGUAACCACCGGAGAUGCUUCGACGAGCAGCAACGGCAGGUUAGGACUGUUAAGGUCAAAAUUUGGGCUUUUUGCUAGUAGGAACAUAGUGGCAUGCACAUUUAGGAGGUGGUCUAAUGGUGAUGAUAUUUUCAAUAGCAACUUGUGAAUGAUCUUUUGAAGAGUUGGAACAAUACUCUUUUCUCCGAUCAUAAUGCAACUUGUAAAUUUGCGAGAUGAAUCAUUAUUUUAAAAUGCUUUUUGUACUUCUUGAUUUACAAUUUUUUCUUGGGAAUUUGGAAAACCAUUGG